Molecule: messenger RNA, 2260 nt
Organism: Erinaceus europaeus (western European hedgehog)
Lineage: Eukaryota; Metazoa; Chordata; Mammalia; Eulipotyphla; Erinaceidae
Gene: GSDME
Product: gasdermin E
Exons: 11
Coding region: 548-2032 (494 amino acids)
Biological process (GO): programmed cell death
Cellular component (GO): cytoplasm
Source: RefSeq, a predicted model, not a curated record
ACUUCAGUGUGGCCACAGACACAUCCCUAAUCUGGACACACUCAUGUGGGCUCCCACGUGCUGGAGCGACCUGGGCUCUCCCCAGCCCACACUCCCCUGUUCCUGCCACUGGGCAGCCUGGCGCUCAACCCGCACCUCCGGGGGGAGCAGGAAGGCGGAGCUCACUCCUCAGGUGUGGCCCGGACAUUUCCCCGGCGCGAGCCCAGAUUGGGAACCCCAAAUCCUGCUCGGGGAUUUAGCCAGAGCCGAGUCCCGAGACGUGAGCUACCAGCUUCGGGCGAGUCACGCGGAGAGAAAGCACCAGCCAGCGGCGGCCCGGCCUGAGCUCGGGGUCUGGGGCCUCGCUCUUCCCGCCUUCCCUGGCGCGCCCGCGGCCCGCGGCUCCCGGGGCGGGAACCGAGCAAAGGUCCCAGCCGCACGCACGCCCGCACCCCCCCCCCCCCAAACUUGCCCCCGCCCCGGGCCCGCCCGCCUGGGCUCCCGGGACUCAGGGCACGCGGCUGCGGGACUGCACGGCCGGCCCAGGAGGUAAUUUGACACUUUCAAAAUGUUUGCCAAAGCAACAAAGAAUUUUCUUAAAGAAGUAGAUGCAGGCGGCAACUUGAUUCCAGUCUUGAACUUGAAUGACUCUGAUAAGUUACAGCUUCUUAGUUUGGUCACCAAGAAAAAGAGAUUCUGGUGUUGGCAGAAACCCAAGUACCAGUUUUUGUCUGUCACCCUUGGAGACAUACUCCUCAAAGACCAGUUUUUGAGUCCAGUGGUCGUGGAGUCAGAGUUUGUGAAAUACGAAGGCAAGUUUGAAAACCAUGUGAGUGGGAGCAUCGAGACGGCACUGGGGAAGGUCAAGCUGAAUGUGGGAGGCAAAGGCCUGGUGGAGAGCCAGUCUUCCUUUGGAACUCUGAGGAAGCAGGAGGUAGACUUGCAGCAGCUCAUCCGAGAUUCCGUUGAGAGAACGAUGAAUAUGAAAAAUCCCGUGCUGCGGCAGGUGCUGGAGAGGAAGAAUGAGGUGCUGUGUGUCCUGACGCAGAAGAUAGUGACAACACAGAAGUGUGUGAUAUCUGAGCACAUUCAGAUUGAGGAGAAGUGUGGCGGCAUGGUGGGCAUCCAGACCAAGACAGUGCAGGUGUCAGCCUCGGAGGAUGGCAGUGUCAUCAAGGACACCAAUGUGGUGCUGGAGAUCCCGGCGGCCACCACCAUCGCCUAUGAUGUCAUCGAGUUGUAUGUGAAACUAGAUGGGCAGUUUGAAUUUUGCCUCCUACAAGGAAAGGAUGGUGGCUUCGAGCAGGAGAGGAAAAGCGGCCCUGUCUUCCUGGAUCCCCUGCCCUUCCAAGAGUUUGGGGACAUGCCAGAUGGCAGGCAGGAGCCCUCUAAACCUGAUGGACGGUUGAGUGUGUUAAAACAAGCGACUCUGCUCUUGGAGAAGAACUUCCAUCCUUUUUUGGAGCUACCAAAGCAACACCAGACAGCUCUGAGUGACAUCCUCCAGGUGGUCCUGUUUGAUGAUGACUUACUCCUGGUCCUGGAACAAGUGUGUGAUGAUGUGGUCAGCGGGCUGUCACCCUCUUUGCCGGUGUUGGGGGAGUUGAAGCCCCCUCAGGAGGAGCACCUCAUGAACUUCCUGCGACUGGUGGGGUACAGUGUGCAGGGAAGGUGUCCAGGACCAAGGGGUGCAGUCAGCAACCAGAAGCUCUUUUCUACAGCUUAUUUCCUAGUCAGCGCACUAGCAGAAAUGCCAGAUAAUGCAGCAGCUCUGCUGGGUACUUGCUGUAAGCUCCAGAUUAUUUCUGUACUCUGCCACAUGCUCCGUGCUUUGUCUAAUGAUGGAGUAUCUGAUCUUGAAGACCCAGUCUUGGCGCCUCUGAAAGAUACAGAAAGAUUUGGGAUCGUGCAGCGUUUGUUUGCCUCUGUUGAUAUUAACCUGGAGAGACUGCAGUCAUCUGUGAAAGUCAUCAUUCAGAAAGACACUCAUGUUUCCCCACUAAUUCUUUACAUUAGCUUGAAUGGACUCUGUGCUUUGGGAAAAGCAAAUUAGUAACACAUGUAAGCACUUUUACUGACCAAUGCUGGAUAUUUUUCAGCAUCGUAAUACCCAAAUCAAAAUAUUUGGGGGCUUAGGUCAGAUCCACAUUAAAGUUGAUCAGUGCGGUGAAUUUACAAAAGCAGGAUCCUCACACUUUGUACUAUGUGUGCUUAACCUACUGCGCCAUUGCCUCUUUCCCUCUUUAUCUCCCCCUCCCCGCUUGAUUUCUACCUAAUAAAU